AUGUCGAACUCUCCGCGAGGGCUGAAGAUUGUCAUGUUUGGUGAUGAUCGCGUCGGCAAAUCAGCUUUUUUGCAAAGAUAUGCACGUCGUGAGUUCUUAGCUGAAUAUAGCCCAUCCCAUCAACCAGAAUUCUACACGAUAGCCAUCGAAUUCAACAACGCCCUCGUCACAUUCGACAUAUGGGACAUACCACCUGGCAUUCCCAGCGACGACCUCAUUCGCGACAGCGAUGGGGGAAUCCUUAUGUUUGACCUCCAGAGACCGAGCACUUAUGAAAGUAUUCCUCGAUAUUACACCAACAUGCUCCCCGUCUUCAACUGCAAAGACAGACUCCCAAUCCCUGUGGUGAUCUGCGGGAACAAGGUCGACUAUAUCGAGCGAAAAGUCAAGCCGCCGCAGAUCACGUACCACCGGGAGAAGGGAUUGCAGUAUUAUGACUUCUCGGUCAAGUCUUUGUACAACUUUGAGAAGCCGUUGCUGUUUCUUGCGAGGAGAAUAUUGGGGGAGCCGCAGUUGGAGUAUGCGAUGGUGCCGGAUGUGGGCGAACAACUUGAGCGGGAGAGACGUGGGGAACAGUAGCCUUAGGUUGCUGUGAUGGUUAGAUGUCAGUUGCGAUUCAUAAUCAGUUUUGUUGAUCUGGGGUAUGCGAGAAAUGGCCAGUGUAGGGAAGCAUCUACGGAGGCAUUGGUAUGUGAGUGCAUUUCCGCAUUUCAAACCCGUCGAGUUAAACCUGCGUUCAGUAGGUGGAGGUCGUCACGUGGUGUUGCCGGUAGAUUAGAUGACUUUUUCGGAGAUCAAGACAAGAUGACGAUGCAAGAAAAGCGCAAGGACGCUUAGAAGAAGAAAUUGUUCGUUUUUCCAUUCAUUACGGACGCCGGGUCUGGGUGGCCUCCUGCAUAUAAAUGCUCAAGUCCUUGACUUGCACACCGAUACAUCCCAAUUCUUCCUCCAGCUAUGGUAUAUUUCCUUCAAAUCCCAUGCUCAUGAACCGGACGUACUCGGUGCUUUUUCCAAUUGCCUCAUCUAAGAACCGUGCGCGCUCAAACGACAUAACGCCCCAGAAUUGCCCCGUUUAGAAACCUAUCACACUGUCAGCACAUGCCUAACCCAUAUAUCGUCGUGCAACAUACGCAGAGGAGUGAAGAACCACCGGUUCUUGCCGCUGGUGUAUCGGUCCUCGAGAGCCUUCUUGACGGUCUUCUUGGCAUCCUCGCGCUGGGAAACUUCCUUGAAGGUAUCGGCGGAGACAACACCCUUGAGACCCUCGAGCUCGAGAGUGUAACGGGUGGGCAUCAAGUGGUUGUAGUUGACGACCUUGAUGAAGGGCUUGAUGCGGCUGCGCUUCUCGACGGUCUUCUUACCCAUGCGGCGGGUGACCUUGAGGGGGUAGCGCUCGAUACCGGCGACGAUGGCGUAGGAGAAGGGGUGAGCCUUGGAGCCAGUGUCCUGAGGCUGGACAAUGACGACCUGUAGAUUCCCAAACAAUCCUCGUCAGCAUAUCCCACACGCAAUGGCCAAGCGCAUUUCCCAAGUCUCUCGAUUCUUUCAUUCGCUCGCAAUCCUCCCAGCCUUCAGGCCUCUUGAGUCGUCGAUCGAUUCUCCGGUAUCCCUCUCCUCUCCAGCGCAUUUCCCUCCGCAAAAACGAUGGACGGGUGUCUUGUCGUACCUUCUUACCGGCGUAACGGCCACGGGUGAUGAUGGCCACACGGCCCACUUUCAUGACUAUCGCGACAUUCCUAUCAGCUGGGAUCGAAGACAAUGAUUCAUUCGCGAGGGUGAGCAACUAACACUUCAUUGUGCGAGUCCGGUGAGCGGCAGGUCGAUGGGGUUGUUGUCGAUAUGCUGCGGUCGAAGAUUGAGGUUCUCCGCGCCAACGUUCUUUUUUCGCUUGAAAGAGGGUUCAGGGCAAAAUUCGUUUGUGUGCCACACGUCCAUUGGGCAACUUACCGAUGACUGGGAGCUAAUCCAGAGACGGGCAAUUUCUCCAAGAGGACUAGUGCAGUGGGCUGCUCGGCGUCCGGAAAAACCUGCGUUAUCGAUCCGCAG
Messenger RNA from Aspergillus calidoustus, 2046 nucleotides. The record is from the annotation of a GenBank genome assembly. NCBI's taxonomy places the organism in Eukaryota, Fungi, Ascomycota, Eurotiomycetes, Eurotiales, Aspergillaceae.